This is a messenger RNA of Asparagus officinalis (garden asparagus), 3445 nucleotides long. RefSeq names its product kinesin-like protein KIN-14J. Gene Ontology annotation, biological process: microtubule-based movement. The record is from RefSeq and is a predicted model, not a curated record. Lineage: Eukaryota; Viridiplantae; Streptophyta; Magnoliopsida; Asparagales; Asparagaceae. Gene Ontology annotation, molecular function: microtubule motor activity; ATP binding; microtubule binding.
ACUGUAGGAAAAAUAAAAUCUCCGCCCUUUUUUAGCUUUCGAGAUCCGCCAUCGCUCUCUUUUAUUAUUCGGCCGGCCGUUGGGAAUUUUUAACCCACGAAUUAAACGACGCGGAGAAGUGAGAAAGAGAUCUAAGAUUCUACAUUUGGCUAGGGUUUCAGCAUUUCCCCCGAUUUCGCCCCUUUUGAUGAAAAAUGCUGCGUUGAGGUAGAAUCUAGGGCAGAAGAAAGAACAAUGGGAAGCGUGGAUGUGGAAGCUGAAGCCGCUAAGAAGCGAUCAGAUGUAGUUGAGUGGCUUAACUAUUUAUUUCCCGACUUUAACUUACCUCUGGAGGCAUCUGAUGAGGAAUUAAGAGCACUUUUGCUUGAUGGAUUUGUGUUUUUUGGCAUUCUGGGGAGGAUAAAUCCGUCUUAUUCAGGAGAGAUUCAAGGUGGAGAAUUUGUGCCCGAGAAGCGCUCGGAUUAUAUAAGAGGGUUUGCUUCGGCUGUGGACCAAAUGGGUUUACCCUGUUUUAAAUUUUUGGACCUAGAGCAGGGAUCCAUGUCUUCAGUUGUAAUGUGCCUUCUUUCAGUCCGAGAUCACAUAAUCUCUAGCAAUGGGAAUGAUGGGAUUCAGAAAUCACUUGCCAAAUCUUGGAACCGGCCAUCAGAUAGCUGGAGAUCUCUAGAAGCUGACAAUUUGGAGGGUGUGGAUAUUCGACAGGAUGAGCAGACUAAUGGGGACCAAAACUCUAGUAGAGUGGUAGAUGAGACGAAUCAAAAUGACCGGCAGUUGAAAUUUCAACUUUCGAUGCUGAGUACUAUUACCUCAGAGCCAACGACUCCUCUAUCAUCUAAUGCUGUUGACAAGUUUCAUGAGGUUUUCCAACUAAAACAAGGGCGGUAUUCUGAUCUUCCUGCAUCAAAGAUUUCAGAGAUGAUGAAGUCAAAUAGUUUAGAAAGUGCCCCAACACAGUCACUUUUGAGUGUUAUGAAUGGGAUUCUUGAUGAAAGUAUUGAGAGGAAGAGUGGAGAAAUACCUCAACGCGUAGCAUGCUUAUUGAAAAAAGUCGUGCAAGAGAUUGAGCGGCGUAUUUCAACUCAGGCAGAACAUAUACGAAAACAAAACAAUCUCAUUAAAGCACGGGAAAGGAAGUUCCAGUCAAGGAUCAGAGCACUUGAAACUCUAGCAAGCGGGUCAAGUGAAGAAGCGAAGAUUAUCAUGGACAAGCUCCAGUAUGUCAAGACAGAAAAAAGCAAAAUUGAAGAGAGCAAGAAACUUGGGGAAAAAUAUGUCUUCCAGAAUAUCAUGAACAGACAACUGGGUAGAGUGCAGGAUCUGAAGGCAUCUUCCGAGUCCAUAAAAGACGAGGUUCUAAGUACAAAACAGAGAUGGACAGAAGAGUUUUCUAGCUUAGGAAAAAAACUGAAAGUAUUGACUGAUGCUGCUGAAAACUAUCAUGUAGUUCUUGCUGAAAACCGUAAACUAUUUAAUGAGGUUCAAGAAUUAAAAGGAAAUAUCCGAGUUUACUGUCGUAUAAGACCAUUCCUGUCUGGAGAAAACAGAAAAUCAACAACAAUAGAUUAUAUUGGUGAGAAUGGUGAACUUCUCUUGGUAAAUCCUUUCAAACAGGGAAAGGAUGGUAAUCACUCAUUCAAGUUCAACAGGGUCUUUGGUCCAGCUGCUACUCAAGAGGAAAUUUUCCUAGACAUUCAGCCCUUAAUACGGUCAGUUCUAGAUGGGUAUAAUGUGUGCAUUUUUGCAUAUGGUCAAACUGGCUCGGGGAAAACCUACACGAUGACUGGACCUAAUUUGUCAACUAAAGAGGAUUGGGGUGUCAACUACCGAGCGCUGAAUGACCUUUUUAACAUUUCACGGAGUAGGAGAAAUUCUAUCAUGUAUGAAGUUGGCGUUCAGAUGGUUGAGAUAUAUAAUGAGAAAGUACAGGAUCUCCUUGUAAAUGAUGCAUCACAAAAGAAGCUUGGAGUCAUGAAUAGCUCUCAGCCUAAUGGUCUUGCUGUUCCUGAUGCAAGUUUACAUCUUGUAAACUCUACCUCUGAUGUGUUAGAAUUGAUGCAAAUUGGAUUGGCGAAUAGGGCUGUUGGUGCCACGGCUCUCAAUGAAAGAAGUAGUCGGUCACACAGCAUUGUGACUGUUCAUGUGAGAGGUGCUGAUUUAAAGACCGGAGCCACACUUCGCAGUUCUCUUAAUUUGGUCGAUCUUGCUGGAAGUGAGAGAGUUGACCGCUCUGAAGUAACUGGAGAUAGGCUCAGGGAAGCACAACAUAUCAACAAGUCUUUAUCUGCUCUGGGAGAUGUGAUAUUUGCUCUUUCGCAAAAAAGUUCACAUGUGCCAUAUAGGAACAGCAAGCUUACUCAAGUCUUGCAAAGUUCCUUAGGUGGACAAGCAAAAACACUUAUGUUCGUACAGAUUAACCCAGAUGUAAAAUCAUAUUCAGAAACUUUUAGUACCUUGAAGUUUGCUGAAAGGGUAUCAGGAGUUGAGUUAGGUGCCGCACGAAGCAACAAAGAGAGCAAGGAUAUCAGAGACCUGAUGGAACAGGUGGCUUCACUUAAGGGGAAAAUGGCAAGGAAAGAUGAGGAAAUUGAACGUUUGCAAUUGCUUAAAGAUAUGGGAAAUCAGUCUCCUGGUGUCAGCAAAAGACAUGGGAGCAACUCAUUGAGGCUAUCGUCCUCCUCUCCUGGACUUUCACUGCUAGAUUUUGCCACCCAACACAAGCGGAGAUCGUCUAGCCGAAGGGCAGCGGUUCCUUUUCAAAGGUCUGCUUCAGAUCCUGGGAAUUCCUCAGAUAACAGUGACAAGCAUUCCGAGGCUAGUCCCCGACAGUCUAUGGAUGGAAAUGAAAUUUCAGAACUAAAAAAGCUGUAUGGAGGGGACAUUGGUCGAAACUUUUCUGCAGAUUUUGAUUCAGAUGAAAGAUUAAGUGACGUAUCAGAUAGUUGUUUAUCCGUAGGAGCAGAAAAUGAGAGCUUAAUGAACAAUUCUGUGGAGCUCCCCUUGUUCACAGAGCAUUGCAGAGAUGUCACAAAGGAGAAGAUGUUUGUCCCAUCUCAAGUACCAAGACCAACACCAAAAAGGGCUGUGCAAACAACAUCGAUGAGGAUCAGGGAGAAGGAAAGCAUGAGGAGUUCAAGUAUUAGGAAAAGCACCACUAAUCAAGCAACACCAUCUUCCACGAAAUAUGGAAAGCGUUGGCAGUAGAGAGGAAGAGUUUUAGUAGGAAUGUUAUAUUAAUCCCUGACCAAUUCUGUAAGUUAUUAGCCGGUUAACUUAAACUGAUUGAAUGCUUAUUGAAAUGGCUCAGGUUUCAGAGAGAGAACUCUUUUUUCCAUGACGCCUUGCUCAUGGCCAUGUAUUAUUAGGUGGUUCCAGUUCCACGUGUAAUUUCGUUUCAUUAUAAAUAUCAUCAUCAGGUUUAUUAAUAUCGUAACCAGGUGAUUCUUCA